Molecule: messenger RNA, 1521 nt
Organism: Nematostella vectensis (starlet sea anemone)
Lineage: Eukaryota; Metazoa; Cnidaria; Anthozoa; Actiniaria; Edwardsiidae
Exons: 1
Coding region: 115-1416 (433 amino acids)
Source: RefSeq, a predicted model, not a curated record
CAGUCGACUUUAACCCUACUCUCCCUCACACAGUAGCAAUACGUCAUUGGUCAGUGCGAGGUGUCAAAUGUCGCUAAAGUGAAAGUCGCUUAGCACACGCGCCACAGUGAAAAUAUGACUGCUUUUAGACGGAAUUGUAUUUUCUCAGGACUUUUAAUUGGGAUAGUUUGUCUUUUGAUAUUUCAAUUUAAUACCUUUCGAGGCCUGGCCUUCAGAAAACGAGAAAAUUCUGCGAAACUACAGACCACAUUGUCUGUACAAACAACAAGAAUGAAAUCAGACGAUGGAGAUUACACGAAAGGUAAAGAAAUAUCUACAAAGACAGAGGAUGAUCCGACAGAAAUCCACGAACAGAAAGACAAGAACAGCAAACAAGAAGAAAUCCAUGAUUCAGAAAUAAGAAAAAUAUCACCAACUAAACCAAGCAACACAACUAGUUCAUCAUUAGUAGAAACCAACGCAAGUGCAAACAUGUCUUUGCCAAAAUCAACACAUACGAAAAAUACACAAGCUGAUACGAAUAAUGAAGACAAAGAAACUAAGAACGCCGAAAAUAAGGGGACUGAUACUGGAAAUACACACAUAAAAGCUAUCAAGUAUACAGAAAUCCCCCCUCAACAAAUUGAUAUUGAAAAUGGACAUAUUGUGAGAGGAUUUGUUGAUGGCAAAAGUUUUUGCAGCCUCAGUUUUGAUUAUGGCGAAAUGUGUCCUACAAGCUACGUUGAACUAGGCGGAAAAUGCGAUCGCACAGAGAAUGGAUUUGAUUGUCCGGAUAUCCGAAAUCAGUCACAGUACAGUCAUCGACAGGGUCAAUUAAUCACGACACGAAUGAUGCGACUCUUUGACCUUAUUGCCAAAAAACACAAUAUCUCUUACUGGCUUACGAGUGGUACCCUUCUAGGAGCUGCCAGACAUCGGGGAAACAUUCCUUGGGAUACGGACAACGAUAUUGAUAUUCCAUUAGCUGAUUAUAUCAAGUUUUUCGAAGUUGCUGCGAAAGAGUUACCAAGUGAUAUGUUUUUACAGAAUUCCAUCUCUGACCCUUACCUUCGGCCUGACAAUAAACAAUACGCGGCCUCUAUAACUCACCCAAAAGUUGGGAUCUAUCAAAGAAGCUGGAAUCCACGACUCAGAGACAAGAAAAGCUGCUACAAAUACUGCAUCAAUUACGGUUGUAAAUGGCAUGAUGGCAUGAUGAUUGAUAUGUUUGUAAUAGACGGAAAAUUGGACGGGAUUUUCCCAUUGAAACAAAUGGACUUUGAAGGAUUUUCGUUUCCGGUCCCUAAUAACUGGAAAGAACAGCUUUCGAAAAGUUACGGGAAAAAUUUUAUGCAGGUCCCUUUAGAGAAAAGUAAAAGAGUACCUGUUGAUUUCCCUGACUGUAAACACAGCUGCAAAGAGCUAGGCGGGAAUUGACGGUGAUCCAUAAUUCUAUUUUGUUCAUUUACAGUUACAGUUUAACUUCCUUUAAUAGAAUUUUUUUAAAUUUGGACAAAUACAAAAGGUUAUUGGUAUCUUCAA